AUGAUAUCCAAUAUUCAAAGUCAAUUAAAAAAUGAUGAUGUUGAUAUAAUUUAUUUCGAUGAUAAAAAAGAACAUGGCAUAGAAAAACUUAAAGUUGAUAUUGAUGAAAUUGUAGUUAAUUAUCUAAAGAAUUUUGAGAAUUGUUAUACAUUAAAUGAACUAAGACAGGCAUUGAAUAAGAAUAAUGUACAUGCAGAAACAAACACACCAUUUAAUCUAAAAUAUGCUUAUCAAUUCUUUAAUAAUAUGUACAAUCUUUAUUCAAAUGAUAUACUUAUUAGAGACUUAAGUGAAGAUGAACUUUCAAUAUAUGUUUGGAGCUCACUUAUCAACCAUGUUUUUAUUAAAAUAGGUUACAACAUAAAAUUUUCUAGUGGAGAACUUUCCUCACAAUCUUUUGAAAAUUUGAAAAAAUUAGCUCAGUUGUCAGGUCCUAAGCUUGAUUCAAAAGCUACCAUGAUGUCAGUUGAUGCAGAGAUUUUGUUACAUGAAUCUUCAAAAAAAGAUGUGCCUAAUAAAAGGAUAAAUGACUGUAAAAAGCUUGAAUACUGCAGUAAAGUUUUGUUAGCCAGUGCAUUCUUAGAGCUACCUACAAGUUCAAGGUCAGAUAUUCAUAAAUUUGAAACAUAUAUGAUUCAGACAAAUGGUCUUAAAUUAACAUUGUCAGUAGCACAUUACUUAUUUGAAGAUACAAUUUGUAUAUUUGAUCCAACAGAUAUAGUUAUCCCAAAGACAGUAGAAGCAUUCCCCAAGAGUCCAAGUGUUCAUAAUAAGCAAUUAGUUGAAGUCACUACAAAACAAAACUUUGUUAAAAUUCCAUCAAAAUCUCUAUCAACUACUACUACUAAAACCACCAAUAAAAAUUCAACAACAACAAUAGUUGUCGAUUCAAUUAAAAAUUCGGUUAUCAAAGAUAUUAAACAAGAUGAACAAGAAAUAGUCGAAGUUCCAAUCUCGGAACCAUUUAACUCAUUUUUAAAUCUUAACACUCACGACACCAUCACACCUUUAAAUAUCAACAUGUACACUUGUCCAAACUGUCAUACUCCAAAUUCAGUCAAUGCUGUUAAAGAUGAUAAUUAUUCAGCUAAUGGUGAUUUUUAUACUUGUUUAUCUCAUGGAAAUUAUGGUUGUGGAUGGGAAGGUGAACAUCUACCAAAUGAAGAAAAUAUAGCAAAGCAUGUAUUUUCAAUUAUUGGAUUUAAACCAUUAAUAAUUAAUUAA
Molecule: messenger RNA, 1224 nt
Organism: Entrophospora sp. SA101
Lineage: Eukaryota; Fungi; Glomeromycota; Glomeromycetes; Entrophosporales; Entrophosporaceae
Source: the annotation of a GenBank genome assembly